CUUUAUUAUGAUGUGUCACGUGGUAUUGUCACCGGAGCGGAACUAAAACGAUUUGAUGUGUCACGUGGUAUUGUGACAGUGCCGGAAAUGGAAGUUGACUAGCUACAGCAGAGGAUCACAGCUGAGAAAGCGCUGUGAUGUUAUGGCAGCCGCCAGUGUGACCAGACCUGGUGGCAUUCACUCGGUUGAAAAGUCUCAGUUGAUUCUAAGAGUGGUAUCUGCGAAGCCACAGUCUCCCAAGCUGCCAAGCCGUCACUCUCGGCUCAGCUCCUUUGUGGAGGUUACUGCAGAUGGCCUGUCCAGCGAAACCAAGAAGACAGGCAAACGCAGUGGACACCUUGAGAUGCAGUGGAAUGAAGACCUCACUCUAAAUGUGACGCCUCAGAGUCGUCUGGAUCUAAAGCUCUGGAGCUGCCACACGCUGCGGAAAGAGUUGCUUGGGAGCGCCACGAUAGACUUGCUGGACACUUUGCAAUUGCACGAUGGCAAGAUGGAGAAUGUCCAACUGAGCCUGGCACUACAGACAGAGAACAAAGGUUUGGUUGUAGUGGGAGGCGAGCUCAACGUCUGCUUGGACGGCAUGGUUGUUGAUCUGGGAUCACUGCCCAAUGGCAGCACAGCAGCAGACAAAAUAUUGCAGUCUGAAAGACCCGGCCUGAGAAGGACACAAAGUGAGGAGACUCCAACUGCUGCUGGAUCUCACACCCGCAGAAGUAACGGGUACCCAGUGAGUGGUUCUCAGGGCAGUUCCCCACAGUGCUCCAGAGGGGUGUCUUUAACUACUGAUGAAGUGAAUCAGGAGCAGGUUUCUGACCCAGGCUCCUCUGAUCGUCAUCGGUCAUCCACAAGUUUUGGCAGCUCUGGAAACAGUACAGAUGGAGUUGAGUUGGCGUCCAACCGGCUGGAAAAAAACUUAGUUCGUCACACAGCCCCUCCAUCCUCUUCAUUAGACCGAUCCCAGGUUACCAGUAGCAACACCCCAAGUCGAGGUCAGCAGGAUGUCCAGCAUUCAGAAACCCCAGCAGAGCCUGGUCCUAACACCAUAUCCAAUUCAGACCAGGCGAGCAAUAGCAGCACAGAAAACCACUCGGAGUCGCUCCCAGCUGGCUGGGAGCAGAGAGUUUUGCCUCAUGGCAGAGUUUACUACGUUGACCACAACACCAAGACCACGACAUGGGAGAGGCCACUGCCACCAGGCUGGGAAAAGCGCGUGGACCAACGAGGCAGGUUCUACUAUGUUGACCACAACACCAGAACCACCACGUGGCAGAGGCCCACUGCAGAGUCUGUGCGAAAUUAUCAACAGUGGCAGAGCCAACGCAACCAGCUGCAGGGUGCCAUGCACCAGUUCAGCCAGCGUUUCCUGUACCAGCCGCCCGGCGCUCCCGUGGAGAACGACCCUCUGGGCCCGCUGCCUCCUGGAUGGGAGAAGCGGCAGGAUAAUGGCAAAAUGUACUUUGUCAACCACAACACACGCACCACACAGUGGGACGACCCUCGCACGCAAGGGAUGAUCAAGGAGCACCCCUUGCCCCCGGGCUGGGAGAUGAAGUACACCGCGGAGGGAGUCCGCUAUUUUGUGGACCACAACUCUCGCACGACCACCUUUAAAGACCCACGACCUGGGUUUGAGUCAGGGUCACGGCAGGGCGGUUCACCAGGCGCCUAUGAUCGCAGCUUUAGGUGGAAGUACCACCAGUUCCGUUUCCUGUGCCAUUCCAAUGCUUUGCCAAGCCACGUGAAGAUCUCAGUUUCAAGACAGACGCUGUUUGAGGACUCAUUUCAGCAGAUCAUGAAUGUGAAGCCGUAUGAUCUUCGCCGCAGACUCUACAUCAUCAUGAGAGGGGAGGAGGGACUGGACUAUGGUGGAAUAGCCAGGGAGUGGUUCUUCCUGCUGUCCCACGAAGUUUUGAAUCCCAUGUACUGUCUGUUUGAGUAUGCUGGGAAGAACAACUACUGUCUGCAGAUCAACCCAGCUUCCUCCAUUAACCCUGACCAUCUCAUGUACUUCCGUUUCAUCGGACGCUUUAUAGCAAUGGCUCUUUACCACGGCAAGUUCAUCGACACAGGCUUCACACUUCCGUUCUACAAGCGAAUGCUGGACAAAAAACCUACACUCAAAGACUUGGAGUCCAUAGACCCUGAAUUUUACAACUCGAUCAUAUGGGUAAAAGAGAACAGCUUGGAGGAAUGUGGGGUGGAGCUGUAUUUUGCACAAGACAUGGAGCUCCUGGGCAAGGUGUCCACUCACCAGCUGAAGGAUGAUGGAGAGAACAUUCUUGUCAGUGAGGAAAACAAGGAGGAGUACAUCAGCUUGCUGACAGACUGGAGGUUCACACGUGGAGUGGAGGAACAAACCAAAGCUUUCCUGGAUGGCUUUAACGAGGUCGUUCCUCUAGAGUGGCUGCGCUACUUUGACGAGAAGGAGCUGGAGCUGAUGCUGUGUGGGAUGCAGGAGAUAGAUUUGGUCGACUGGCAGAAGAACACAAUCUACCGACACUACACCAAAAACACCAAACAGAUCCACUGGUUCUGGCAGGUGGUGAAGGAAAUGGAUAACGAGAAGAGAAUCCGUCUUCUUCAGUUUGUUACAGGAACUUGUCGUCUGCCUGUCGGAGGCUUCUCUGAACUUAUCGGAAGUAAUGGUCCUCAGAAGUUCUGCAUUGACAAAGUGGGGAAAGAAACUUGGCUUCCAAGAAGUCACACAUGCUUUAAUCGCUUGGAUCUUCCGCCUUACAGAAGUGUGGAGCAGCUGCGAGAGAAACUCAUGUUUGCUAUUGAGGAGACUGAAGGAUUCGGUCAGGAGUAAAAGUGCAACAACAAAUCUGAUUAUUUCUUCAAAACAUGCUAAUAAAUCAUGUCAGCUUUCACCUUCAUGA
Messenger RNA from Nerophis lumbriciformis (worm pipefish), 2879 nucleotides. RefSeq names its product WW domain containing E3 ubiquitin protein ligase 2 (gene wwp2). Gene Ontology annotation, biological process: protein K63-linked ubiquitination; proteasome-mediated ubiquitin-dependent protein catabolic process; negative regulation of transcription by RNA polymerase II. Gene Ontology annotation, molecular function: ubiquitin protein ligase activity; RNA polymerase II-specific DNA-binding transcription factor binding. The record is from RefSeq and is a predicted model, not a curated record. Gene Ontology annotation, cellular component: cytoplasm. Lineage: Eukaryota; Metazoa; Chordata; Actinopteri; Syngnathiformes; Syngnathidae.